Messenger RNA from Suillus discolor, 804 nucleotides. RefSeq lists its product as uncharacterized. The annotation marks the transcript as partial. The record is from RefSeq and is a predicted model, not a curated record. The transcript has a single exon. NCBI's taxonomy places the organism in Eukaryota, Fungi, Basidiomycota, Agaricomycetes, Boletales, Suillaceae.
AUGGAUGCACGCCCAGAUCUUGUAGUUCAUCGUGGUGCUGAUGCUGUGCCAGAAUACCACAACUACUGUCUUUUUCCCGGUAUGUACCCCACCUUAUAUCCCUAUGGUGUUGGAGGCUUUGAGGACCCCACCUGUCCUACUGCACUGUCAUUCGAGCAUCAGGCAAAAUACUACCUCUCCAUAAGCGAUCGAAGCUUUCAUUACCACUACUCCUUCAUCUUUGUUGUACUGAAUAUUUUACAGCAACGCCAAGCACAUCUGCAUACACAUUUCACGGUAAAGAAGUCCAGCUUUGACUCAGAUGCUCGUCAAUUGACCAGUGUAUCUCCGCAGGUGCUCCAGCAUCUUUCUGUCCAGCUCGAAUGUGAGAGCAAGCUGUCGAACCUCUCUCCAGAAGAGCAGAGUGCAUUGAAGCUUCUGCGACAAGUGAACAUGUUGUCUGCUCGCAUACCUGGCUCUCAAGUGUCCAAGAUUUUCAUGCACAACAAGAUUCGUAACUACUAUGGGUACUUCGGGCUCCCCCACAUCUUCUUCACUUUUAAUCCAAGCGCUGCUCACAGUUUUAUAUUCCAGGUUAUGUUUGGAGACACGACAGUGGACCUUUCACAACGCCUUCCGCAUAUUCCAGAAGGGUGGCUGCAUGCAAUUCGCUUGGCAAAAGACCCUGUUGCUGCUGCUGAGUUCUUUGAAUUCUUAUUCCAAUGUCUUUUCCGUUACUUGUUCGGUUGGGACUUCAAUAAGGGACAGUCUACUGCGGAGGGUGGAAUUCUUGGCCAUAUUCAAGCAUUUUAUGGUACAACCGAA